Arachis duranensis is the source of this 754-nucleotide messenger RNA. RefSeq lists its product as uncharacterized. The record is from RefSeq and is a predicted model, not a curated record. Bases 81 to 527 code for a protein of 148 amino acids. NCBI's taxonomy places the organism in Eukaryota, Viridiplantae, Streptophyta, Magnoliopsida, Fabales, Fabaceae. The transcript has 5 exons.
CGGAUUUACCCUCGUGUUUAAAUCCGAAUUACCUAAAUUGCCCCUUUCGUCGUUGUGUUUAAGGUCUACUCGAACGACUAAUGCGUGUUUUGAGAGAUCUGAACUCUGAGCUGAAGUCGCUGCUUCUGAUCUCAGUUGAGGCCAUGGCGGGGUCUGGGAGCUCCAUGCUGUAUUCCUUUCUGAUGUUCACUGUAAUUCUCUCGCUUCAAGAAAUGUACCGUGCGAAAUUAGCAUCGACGGAAUUGUACACUAUACUUGGAGGGUUUAUCAGCUCUCUUCUGUUUCUUGUGCUCCUUACUUUCAUUGGAAACUACCAAGAAACAGUCGGCGCAAAAACUGGUUGGGGUGCAGUCUUCAUAGCAGAAGCAGUUGCCCUGAUUGCUGCAAGCACAGUCCACAGGGUUUGCAUUACUACAUGUUUCCUGUUCUCGGCUGUGUUGCUGUAUGAGGUUAACAAAAUCUCAGGAUCAGUGCUUUCAGUUCAAACAAGCGACUCCAGAAGUAAAAAGUAUAGUGGGAGAGGUUAAUCUCGUGUGUUCUUAUUAUGUAUGCUCACUGUCUAAGCAUCUUCAAAGAUUUUGUUUGUAGAAUUAGUUAACUACCCUAUUAUCUUUUCUAAAGUUAUCUCACUUUUCCAUGUUACAACUUCAGUGCUGAAUUCCGUGAUGUAAACGAUGAGCAAAUUACCAAACUAGGAUUAUCGAGGGUAAAAUGAGUGUUACAACUUAUAAAAUGACUUUUCCAGUUUUCCUUA